Yamadazyma tenuis ATCC 10573 is the source of this 996-nucleotide messenger RNA. Its product is annotated as cell proliferation protein. Lineage: Eukaryota; Fungi; Ascomycota; Pichiomycetes; Serinales; Debaryomycetaceae. The record is from RefSeq and is a predicted model, not a curated record. Gene Ontology annotation, cellular component: cytoplasm.
AUGACAAGGGACUACACUGUUUUUGAAGAAGUCAAGGCGACCAAAAAGGACAUUCUUAACUGUAGAUUUUCCAGCUGGUACCCCAAGUUGCAGGAACAUUCGUUUGAAGCGGAGAUUUUAGGUCCUUUACCAUCUCAGUUUGUUGAGUACUUGGGGGCUGAAAGCAUCAGAUUACCACUCGAAGACAAGGUCGAACUUGAUGUCACCAGCGAUAACGAGUACAGUGACUGGGAGGAUGAAGAAGACAGUGCAGAAGAGCUGGACCCAAUACAAGGGUUUGUCGACCUCCACGAACAAGUGAAUGAGGUGGUGAAGAAGUACCGGGCAGUUGCACCCAAGUUAAACUGGUCAGCGCCCAAAGACAGCUGCUGGAUCAUGCUCAACAAAACUAUGAAGUGUCAAAGCGCGAGCGAUGUGUACUUGAUGUUAAAUGCUUCAGACCACAUUACUCAUGAUUUGGACUUUCCGUUCGAAGACACCCACGAUGAAGAAAGUGAUCCCGAGUUUGACUACGAGUUGGUGCUACGUAAGUGGAGAGACAUUAACCCUGCAUUGGAGUUCAGGGUGUUUGUGAGAAAUGGCGAGGUGGUGGGCAAAUCGCAACGGGACUUGAACUACUACGAUUACUUGGAGAAGCUCAUUGGAGAUAAUAAGCUUGAUGACACAAUCAACCUGUUUGUGAAGAAAACAGUUGUGCCGGUGAUCGAGAAUAGAAGCUUUAUCGUGGAUGUGUAUGUUCCUAAGCCGUUUUCGAAGGUGUAUGUGGUUGAUAUAAACCCGUUUACAAGAAUUACUGACUCGAUAUUGUAUACGUGGAGUGAGCUUUUGAACGACAAGGAGGAUAAAACGAGACUUAUAACUGAAACUAACAUAGGCCGGUUCAAGACGAAAGCAUACUCGGAGAACCAGGUGCCACUAGACGUGAUACAAGCGAGCCUGGACCCUAAUUCUUUGGCGCAGUUGGCUCGAGAAUGGCAGAUUAACGAGAAGAAGUAG